Mustela lutreola (European mink) is the source of this 9948-nucleotide messenger RNA. RefSeq names its product tubulin gamma complex component 5 (gene TUBGCP5). The record is from RefSeq and is a predicted model, not a curated record. Gene Ontology annotation, cellular component: equatorial microtubule organizing center; spindle pole; gamma-tubulin complex. Gene Ontology annotation, molecular function: microtubule minus-end binding; gamma-tubulin binding. The transcript has 23 exons. Bases 192 to 3269 code for a protein of 1025 amino acids. Gene Ontology annotation, biological process: mitotic cell cycle; cytoplasmic microtubule organization; spindle assembly. Lineage: Eukaryota; Metazoa; Chordata; Mammalia; Carnivora; Mustelidae.
ACCGGGAUGAAGCUGGAAAACGCCAACGGGAACCGCCAGCAAGGACCAGCGUGCACACUCAACGCCUCAGGAGCGCGAACUCUCGCGACAGCUUCCGGAGCCUCUCGGAGUCGCAAAGCACCGGGAGCGUGAACUCUCGCGAGAACGGGCACAACACUGCCGAGGUGCUUUGCCGUGGGAGUUCCGGCAAUAUGUCGCGGUCGACAGCGUCUUGGGGCCAACUGGACCCGCAGCAGGAGCGCGACGUUCGCGAGCUUAUUCGCCAUGUGGCGGGCCUUCAGGAUGAGGCGGACCCUAACUUCCAGCUCGCCCUGCACUUUGCUUGGUCCAACUUCAGAUUUCAUCGUUUCUUGGAUGUUAAUAGCCACAAAGUGGAAAAGACAAUAGAAGGAAUUUAUGAAAAAUUCAUCAUUCAUUCUGAUCUCAGCAAAGCUGCUAGUUGGAAGAGAUUAACUGAAGAAUUUCUAAAUGCAUCACUUCUGAGCAUAAAGGAAACAAGGACAGAUGCACAUUAUUCCAUACUGUCACUUCUUCUGUGUCUAUCUGAUUCUCCUUCAAACAGCAAUUAUGUGGAAACACCAAGAGAUAAAGAAGUGGAAAAGAAAGAUGAUUUUGACUGGGGAAAAUACUUGAUGGAAGGUGAAGAAAUUGAUCUUGGUCCAAAUGUAGACACACCAAAUUGGUCUGAAGACAGCGAAGAUGAAGAUGGUCAACAUCCCUUAAGUAGAGAAGACUCUGGGAUUCAGGUGGACAGGACACCGUUAGAAGAACAAGAUCAAAACAGAAAACUGGGGCCUUGUGUCAGCUGGAAAGUAGAUGAGACUGAUUGCCGAAGCUGGCUGGAACAGCAUGUGGUUCAUCAGUACUGGACAGCCAGAUCCUCAAGAUUUCCUCAUAGUUUACAUUUGCACUCCAAUUUAGCUGCUGUCUGGGACCAACACUUGUAUAGCAGUGACCUGUUAUAUGUUCCAGAUGACAGAGUUUUUGUUACUGAGACACAGAUUAUUCGAGAAACCUUAUGGUUACUUUCGGGGGUAAAAAAGCUCUUUAUAUUUCAGUUGUCAGAUGGGAAGGUAACUGUGAGAAACAGUAUUGUAGUAACUCAUUUGACACAUAGCUGUUUACGAUCAGUGCUAGAACAAAUGGCAGCAUAUGGCCAGGUUGUGUUUCGACUCCAGGAGUUCAUCGAUGAAGUUAUGGGGCACAGCUCGGAAGGCAUGUUACCUGGAAAUGGUUCUCUUCCUAAGAAGUUGACUGAAGCUCCCUUUAGGACAUACCAGGCUUUCAUGUGGGCCCUAUACAAAUACUUCAUUAGUUUCAAAAAGGAACUUACGGACAUUGAGAAGUACAUCAUUAAUAAUGACACUACAAUAACUCUUGCAAUAGUGGUGGACAAGUUGGCACCUCGACUGGCUCAGCUCAAGGUUCUGCAUAAAGUAUUUAGUACUGGAGUAGCAGAAGUUCCACCUGACACUCGAAAUGUUGUUCGGGCAUCUCACCUACUCAACACACUGUACAAGGCCAUUCUCGAAUAUGACAAUGUUGGAGAAGCCUCUGAGCAAACAGUUUCACUGCUAUUCUCUCUCUGGGUGGAAACAGUGCGACCCUACCUGCAGAUUGUGGAUGAGUGGAUCGUGCAUGGGCACCUAUGUGACUGCGCAAGGGAGUUCAUCAUCCAGAGAAACAAAAAUGUUCCAGUAAAUCACAGAGACUUUUGGUAUGCAACUUAUACACUAUACAGCGUAUCGGAAAAGACAGAAAAUGAAGAAAAAAUGAGUGAUAAUGCUAGUGCAAGUUCUGGCAGUGACCAGGGGCCCUCCAGCAGGCAGCAUACCAUGGUGUCCUUCCUCAAACCUGUCCUUAAGCAGAUAAUUAUGGCUGGCAAGUCAAUGCAGCUGCUGAAGAACCUGCAGUGUGUGGAGAGCACCGCAUCCCAGGAGACAGCCAGAGAUGCAGAAAGAAAAAGCUUAUAUACCCUGUUUCUGGAAUCUGUACAGUCACGUCUUCGACAUGGAGAAGAUUCUACUGCACAGGUCCUCACUGAGCAGCAGGCAACCAAAGAGAACCUAAUUAAGAUGCAGUCCAUUGCUGAAAGACAUCUUGAACUGGAUGAUGUUCACGAUCCACUCCUGGCAAUUAACUUUGCAAGGUUGUAUUUGGAACAGAGUGACUUUCAUGAGAAGUUUGCUGGUGGAGAUAUAUGUGUGGAUAGAUCAUCAGAAUCUGUGACGUGCCAGACUUUUGAGUUAACACUGAGAUCUUGCCUCUAUCCUCAUAUUGAUAAGCAAUACCUAGAGUGCUGUGGAAACCUCAUGCGAACUCUAAAAAAAGAUUACAGGUUGGUUGAGUACUUGCAGGCCAUGAGGAAUUUUUUCUUAAUGGAAGGUGGAGAUACCAUGUAUGACUUCUAUACAUCAAUUUUUGAUAAAAUAAGAGAAAAGGAAACCUGGCAGAAUGUGUCUUUUCUUAAUGUCCAGCUUCAGGAAGCAGUAGGACAACGGUAUCCUGAAGAUAGUUCACGUCUGUCUAUAUCUUAUGAAAAUGUGGACACAACCAAGAAGAAACUCCCUGUUCAUAUCUUAGAUGGUCUGACCCUGAGCUAUAAGAUCCCAUGGCCUGUGGAUAUUGUUAUAAGUUUGGAAUGUCAAAAAAUUUAUAAUCAGGUGUUCCUUCUCUUAUUGCAAAUAAAAUGGGCAAAAUAUAGUCUGGAUGUUUUACUAUUUGGUGAACUAGCUAGUACUGCUGGAAAACCACAACUCAGAGAAGGAUUUUUAUGUGAACAAGGCACAGCUGCUCAGUUUGGAUCACAAAAGGAACCAAUAAGACAGCAGAUUCAUCGUAUGUUCCUCUUGAGAGUAAAGCUCAUGCACUUUGUGAACAGCUUACACAACUACAUCAUGACCAGGAUUCUUCACAGUACAGGGCUGGAGUUUCAACAUCAAGUCGAGGAAGCCAAGGAUUUAGAUCAGUUGAUUAAGAUUCACUAUAGAUACUUAUCAACCAUCCAUGAUCGUUGUUUGCUGAGAGAAAAGGUCAGUUUUGUGAAAGAAGCCAUCAUGAAGGUAUUGAAUUUGGCUCUCAUGUUUGCAGAUGGUUGGCAAGCAGGUCUGGGAGCAUGGAAAAUGGAAUCUAUAGAGAAAAUGGAGUCCGAUUUUAAAAACUGCCAUAUGUUUCUUGUAACCAUUUUAAACAAAGCUGUCUGUAGAGGAUCCUUUCCCCAUCUGGAGUCUCUCGCACUGUCACUCAUGGCUGGCAUGGAACAAAGUUAAAUCUCUUUAAUGUAGUAAAUACCUAAGAUUUGAUCUUGAUACAUAAAUAAUUCCACCACAUGCAGCUGAGAAAUCAGAAUCUCUAUUUUGGUUCAUUUUAAAAAGUUGUCUAUAUUGUCUAGACAAGUACAUUUAUAGGUGUUUUCUUUGGAGAUUAUCGGAUAGUAUAUAAGCUUAUGUGUAUAAAAUUACAUCAAUAAAGCAAAAUGUAUAUAAGCUGUUUAUACUUAUAUGUCCUACUGUAAAAUACAUUUAUGUGUAUUUAAGUGUGAAUUAUGUCAUAUUUGGAAAUGCAGCCUUAUCGAAAGCAUUUUAGAUUCUAUUCUCCUUUUGCUUGGCCACAGAAACUUUUGUAUAGUUUUUCUUUGUUUCUUUUUUUUUUUUUUUUUUUUUUUAGGUCUUACUUAAAUUCAAGUAGGUUAACAUGUACUCUAUUAUUAAUUUCAGGGGUAGAAUUUAGUGAUUCAUCACCGACAGCUCUACUUCAAGUGCUUUCCUUAAUUCCCAUCACCCAGUUAUCCAUCCCUAAAACCCACCUCCCUUCCAGCAACCCUCAAUUUGUUCCCUAUAGAUAAGAGUCUCUUAUGAUCCCUCUCUGAUUUUGUUUUAUUUUUCCUUCCCAUCCCCCCUAUGUUCAUCUGUUUUGUUUCUUAAAUUCCACGUAGGAAUGAAAUCAUAUGGUAUUUGUCUUUCUCUGACUGACUUAUGUCCCUUAGCAUAAUACCCUCUAGUUCCAUCCACAUGUCAUUGAAAAUGGCAAGAUUUCAUUCCUUUUGAUGGCUGAGUAUAUACCACUCUCUCCAUAUAUAUCACAUCUUUAUUCAUUCAUCUAUUGAUGGACAUUUGUGCUCUUUCCAUAUUUUGGCUAUUGUGGAUAUUGCUGUAAACAUUGGGGUGCAUGUGCCCCCUUUGAAUCACCAUGUCUGUACCCUUUAGAUAAAUAUGUAGUGGUGCAAUUGCUGAGUCAUAGGGUAGAUCUAUUUUAACUUUUUGAGGAACCUCCAUACUGUUUUUCAGAGUGACUGCACCAAUUUGCAUUCACACCAACAAUGUAAGAGGAUUCCCCUUUUUCCACAUUCUUGCCAACAUCUGUUCUUUCCUGAGUUGUGAUUUUACCCAUCCUGACCAGCUCAUAGUUAUAUUGAUCUGUUUUAUUGGUGUUUGUUGUUUCUAUUUUUUUUUUAACAUUUAUUUAUUUAUUUAUUUUAGAGAGAAAGCACAGUGGGCAGGGGCAGAGAGUGAGGAAGAGAGAGUCUUAAGCAGACUGGACACUGAGCACAAAUCCCAAUGCAGCGCUCAAUCUCAAAAUCCCAAGAUCACAAUCUUUGCCUAAACCAGGUGUCGAACAUUUAAUUGACUGUGCCACCCAGGCAGCCUUCUAUAUCAUUAUUUCUGUUCUAUAUUAUUUUCCUUCUCCUGGCUUUAGGCUUUAUUUGCUGUUCUUUUUAUAGCUCCUUAAGGUGUAAGUUUAGGUAGCGUUUGAGACUCUUCUUGCCUCUUGAGGAAGGCCUGUAUUACAAUAUACUUACCUCUUAGGUCCACCUUUGCUGCAUUGCAAAGGUUUUGGACUAUCAUGUUUUCAUUCUGAUUUGCUUCCAUGUGUUUUUCUUUUUUCAUUUCUUUUAUUUCCUGUUUUACCCAUUCUUUCAUUAGUAUGAUGUUCUUUCAUCUUCAUGCAUUUGUAGUCUUUUCAAAUUUUUUCUUGUGGUUGACCUCAACUUUCAUAGUGUUGUGAUCUGAAAAUAUGCGUGGUAUAAUCUUGAUCUUUUUAUACUUGUGGAGUCCUGAUUUAUGACCCAGUAUGUGAUCUGUUCUGGAGAAUGUUCCAUGUGCACUUGAAAAGAAUGUGUUUUCCUCUGCUUUAGGAUGAAAUGUUCUGAAUAUAUCUGUUAGGACCAUCUCGUUCAGUAUCACUCAAAGCCAUUGUCCUUGUUGAUUUUCUGCCUAGGUGAUCUGUCUAUUGCUGUGAGUGGGGUGUUAAAAUCCUCUGUUAUCACUGUAUUAUCAGUGAGUAAUUUAUGUUUGUUAUUAAUUGAUUUAUACGUUUGGAUGCUCCCAAGUUGGGGGCAUAAAUAUUUACAAUUAUUAGAUAUACUUGUUUGAUAGACCCCUUAAUUAUAAUAUAGUACCCUUCUUCAUCUCUUAUUAUAGUCUUUGGUUUAAAAUGUAGUCUGGGGGCACCUGGGUGGCUCAGUCAUUAAGCAUCUGCCUUUGGCUCAGGUCAUGAUCCCAGGGUCCUGGGAUUGAGCCCAACAUUGGGCUCCCUGCUCAGCCCGAGACCUGCUUCUCCCUCUCCUACUCCCCCUGCUUGUGUUCCCUCUCUGUGUCAAAUGAAUAAAAUCUUUAAAAAAUAAAAAAAAAAAAUGUAGUCUGUUAUAAACAUGGCUACUCUGGCUUUCUUUUGAUAUCCAGUAACGAUAAAUGGUUCUCCACCCCCUCACCUUAAAUCCAUAGGUAUCUUUAGGUCUAAAAUGAGUCUCUUGUAGGCAGCAUAUAGACGGUCUUGUUUUUUAUUCCUUCUAAUACUCUAUGUCUUUUGAUUGGAGCAUUUAGUCCAUUUUACAUUCAAAGUGACUAUUUAAAAAUACUAAUUCAGUGCUGAUGGGUGGGGGUUGGAGGGCAGUAGGGGGAAUGGGGUUGCCAUCUUCUCUUGAUCCCUGAGUUCAUACCCACUACUCUUCAGGAAACUCUCACAAAAGAUCAGUCACCUUUCUUGUGUCCCCAGCUUCCUUCAGAUCCCUGCCUUCACCCUGCCUGCUAGGUGGUACAGUACUCCUGUGUUUUAUCUCAGGCACGGACUGAGUUUCAAAACUCCAAAUUUUAGAGAUCCCUGAGGCGCAAUGUUGAUUCUUUGGGUGGGGGUCUCCCCACGCUUUUGCCAUUUGCCAGUUUGUCCCAGAAGUCAGUAGUUUGAUAGUACAGCAGUUUGGAGUUUAUGGUAAAGAUCAGCAAAAAGACAGCACCGUGGUUUGCUGCCCUCACCUAGUGUCUUUGUCCCUAUGCAAGGGAACAGGGCAGCUCAGUAGUGCUUAUGAGGUCUUUUGUCCCCAGAGCAAUUGUGUCCCCUCUCCCAAAUGCACUGUAAGCAGGAAAAUUGUUUCUUCCUGUGGGACUGUGGGGAUCCUGAGACCACACGGCCUGCUCCCAGGCUUCCACCCUCCUUUCCCACUGCCAAACCUACCAGGCAAAACCUCCAAAACUUCAGACUUUGUGCUCCACUGCUUUAUCAGUGUUUGCGGUAGUAAGCCCCUUUCCUUUUCCCAGGCAGUAGUUUUGGGGAAGAGUUUUUCUUGUGACAAUGCUCUUGUUUUUGUUUGUUCGCUUUUACAAAUCAGGUCAGAUUCUUUGCAUUGAGUUAGUUAGAACUUCAGUUUGAAUUAAGUUUUCCAUUUACUGGUUUGUAAAUUGACUUUCUCUUUUUAUUUUUUCUAUUUUUUAAACUUUUAUUUUUAAUAAUCUCUAUACCCAACAUGGGGCUCACUUAAAACUCCAAGAUCAAGAGUCACAUGCUCUACUAACUGAGCCAGACAGGUUCCUCUACUUUCUACCUUAAAGUCAAGUUUAUUGAGGUAAAACUUGGGUUAAAGUUAAUCUUUGUAGAUAUGCAGCUCUGUGAAUCCUGAUGUACCCAUUACUCCAGUCAAAAUAGAGAAGUUUUAUAAUCUCCAGAAGUUCUCACAUGCCCUUGCGUCAGUCUUCCCCCAGCCCCUGGCAACAACUUAAUCUGUUCUCUGUCCUGUGGUGUUGUCUCUUCCAGAAUAUCAUAUAAAAUAAACCAUAUAUUUCUGUGUAGCCAUUUGAGGAUGGGUUAACACAACACUGCUUUUGAGAUUCAUCCAGGUUGUUAAUUUAUGUCUUCUCGUUGCUGAACAGUAUUGUGUUGUAUGAAUUGGUAUUAUUUAUUCAUAGACCAAGUCAUGGACAUGUGGAUGGGCUCUUGGUUUAGGCCCUCAUGAAUAGAGCUGCUGUAAACAUUUGUGUCAGGUUUUCAUGUGAACAUAAUUUUACUUCCUCUUGGGUAAAUGCCUGGGACUGGGCUUGGUAGGCCAUGAUAAGUAUUUGUUUAAUAUUAUAGAAAACCUUUUUCCAAAGUGGUUAUACCAUUCUAUAUUCCCACCAACAAAGUAUGAAAAUUCCAGUUGUUCUGCAUUCACAUCAGGUCUCCAUAUUGUCAGUUUCUUGUUUUAUUUUGCCACUUUAAUAGGUGUGUAAAUGGUUUGUAAUUGUGCCGAAUUUUUUAAAUUUAUUUUUUAGUAAUCUCUACACCCAUUGUGGGGCUUGAACUCACAACCCUGAGAUUAAGAGUUGCAUGCUCUUCUGGCUCUUCUGAGCCAGGCAGGUGCCCCUAAUUAUGUUGAAUUUUCUAAAAAUUUACUUUUUAGGGCACUUACGUGGCUCAGUCCGUUAAGUGUCUGCCUUUGACUCAGGUCAUGAUCCCAGAGUCCUAGGUUCGAGUGCCACAUUAGGCUCCCCACUCAGCAAGGUGUCUGCUUCUCCCUCUACCCUUCCCCUGCUUGUGCUUGCUCUUUUUCUCUUCAAAUUCAUAAAUAAAAUCUUAUAAAUAAAUAAAAAUUAAAAUUUACUUUUUAGAAUUGAGAUAUAACAUAUAUAGUAAAAUGUACAGAUCUUACAGCUGUAGUUUGAUAAGUUUUGACAAAUGUGGAUACCUCUGUAACCAAAAAAGCUAUAGAACAUUUCCAUUACCCUAGAAAGCUGCCUCUUGCCCCUUUGGCAUGAUGCCCUACCCAGAGGCAGCCACUGCUCCAGUUUACAUCAAUAUACAUUAGUUUUGCUUAUUGUUAAUUUUAUAUAAAUGGAAUCAUAUACCAUGAAUCCUUUUAAGUCUGGUUUCUUUUUCAUCAGCAUAAAGAUCUUGAAAUGGUUGUUGUGUAUGUCAACAAUGUGUUUCUUUUUUAGAAAUGCACUUUAUUUGGGGGGACAGUUCUGGGUUCACAGCAAAAUUCACUGAGGAAGGUAGAGAUUUCCCAUAUACCCGCUCUCCUUGCACAUCCUCCCAUACUAUCAACAUCUUGUACCAGAGCUAUACAUUUACUUAUAUAUUUAUUAUAGUCAGUGAACCUACAUUAUUAACACAUUCUCACCCAAAGUCCAUUCUUUACAUUAGGAUUAACUUUUGGUGUUACACAUUCUGUGGUUUUUGACAAGUGUAUAAUGACUUGUACCUACCACUAUAGUGUCCUAUAGAGUAGCUUUACUGCCCUAAAAAUCCCUUACUGUUCCAUCUAUUCAUUCUUCUAUCCCUCCAGCCCUGACCUUUUUACUUUCUCUGGUUUUGCCUUUUCCAGAAUGUCAUAUAAUUUAAAUAAUCCAGUUCUAGCACCAUUUGUUUAAAAACAGUUCUUUCUCCAUUAACUUUUUUGGCAUUUUAGUUUUAAAAAAUCAAUCUAUAAGUCUAUUUCUGAACUCCUCUGUUUCAUUAAUCUGUUUGUCUUUUUGCCAGUACCACACUAAUCUUGAUUAGUGUGGCUUUAUAGAAAGUCUUGAAAUGAGGUAAUGAAGUCCUCUAAUACUGUCCUUCGAGAUUACUUUGAUUAUUCCAGGUCUUUUGCAUAUUCAUAAAAAUUUUAGAAUCAGCCUGUCAUUGACAAAAUGCCUGCUGGAAUUAAUUUGGGUUCUGCUGAUUUUGUAUGUCAUUUGGAAAGAACUGGCAUCCACAUGGAAUCUUCUACUUCAUAAAUAUGGUAUAUCUUUUCAUUUUGAUAUUUAUUCUCUCUGAAUAAUGCUUUAUAGUUGCUCUGAGCAACUUUAUAGUUGUCAGUGUAAAGAUCUUGUAUAUCUUGUAUUAAAUGCAUCCCUAUGUUAAUAUUUUCAAUGUUAUAUUUUAUGAUCUUUGGCUUCUAGUAUUUUAUUAUAAAAAUUUCAAUCAAAAAAUAAAUUUCAAUCAUACAGGAAAGUUGAAAGAAUUUUACAAUGAACCCACCACCUAGUUUUAUCCUAUAAAUACCACUUUAUUAUAUUUGCUUAUUUAAAAUUUUUCAGGAUGCUGCUCUAAUAUAGAAAUACUUUUUAUAUUGACCUUGAAUCUUAUGAGCUUAUUAAAUUCACUUAUUUGUUUUAGUAGUUUGAGAUUCCUUUAUAUUUUCAACAUACACAAUUAUGUCACUUAUGAAUAAAGACAGUUUUUACUUAUUUUCCAAUCUUUAUGCCUUUUCUUUUUCCUCUUUAUUGCACUGGCUAGAACCUCCAGUAUAAUAUUGCAGAAGUGUUGGGAGCAAAUAGGUUUACCUUGUUCCUGACCUUAGAAGUAAAAGCAUUUGAUCUACCAUUAAGUAUGGCAUUUUUUUACAGGUUUUUUUUUUAUUAGGUUGAGAAAGUAUUGUUCUAUUCCUAGUUUGUUGAGAGUUUUUAAUCAUGAAUGGUUGUUGGAUUUUUUUCAAAUAUACUUCCACAUCUAUUAAGAUGAUUAGAUGGUUUUUGUCCCUUCUGUUGUUAAUAUGUGAUUACAUUGUUUGAUUUUCAAAUGUUGAGUCAACCCUGCAUUUAUGAGAUAAAUCCUCUCGUAAAUUUGAUUUACUUAAAUACUUGAUAUCAUUAGGGAAUUUGGGGUCCAUCUAAUGAGGGAUUUUUUUCUGUAAUUUUCUUUUCUUGCAGUCCCCUAUAAAUUUGUUAUCAGGGUUAUGUCGUACUCAUAAAAUGUUUUAUCCCUUUUAUCGCCUUA